Molecule: messenger RNA, 2793 nt
Organism: Monomorium pharaonis (pharaoh ant)
Lineage: Eukaryota; Metazoa; Arthropoda; Insecta; Hymenoptera; Formicidae
Gene: eIF3b
Product: eukaryotic translation initiation factor 3 subunit B
Exons: 11
Coding region: 269-2380 (703 amino acids)
Biological process (GO): translational initiation
Cellular component (GO): eukaryotic translation initiation factor 3 complex
Molecular function (GO): RNA binding; translation initiation factor activity; translation initiation factor binding
Source: RefSeq, a predicted model, not a curated record
AACAUAGCAAUUAUUAUUAUAUUAUUAAACAUGUUUUAACGAUAUUUUAUUAGUCAUGUACCCUAAAUACAAAAAAAAAGAGAGAGAAGAGAGUGAGAUCGAUACUACAGAGAUCGCCCCAUCCCUCGAGAACCAGCAUUGCAAUCAGCGCCUGCUCCGAACUCCGAAGUCCAGCACUCCAGCCUGCCCUCGCCUGCCAUUUAAUUGACGCCGCGGCGCGGCGCGGACGCGAGUGAUCAGUGAGAGAAUAUGCUCAGAGGUUUCCAAGAUGGCGAAGAAGACGCAGGCAGAAAAAACGGCGCAGAACGACGAGACCGCCAAGGGCAACGACGAUCCGAUGAACGACGAUGAGGAGCCCAAUUUCAGCGAUCCUGAGGGCUUCGUCGACGAUGUCACCGACGAAGAGUUGCUCGGUGAUAUCUUGAAGCAGAAACCUUCGGAAACAGAUGGGGUAGAAUCUGUGAUUGUUGUAGACAAUGUACCUCGAGUAGAGCCUGACAAGUUGGAGAAGCUUCAGUCUGUUAUCAAUAAAGUGUUGGGAAAAUUCGGCACGAUAGUCAAUCAGUACUAUCCCGUGAAUGAGAGCGAUGGCAAGACUAAAGGAUACAUCUUUCUAGAAUACAACAAUCAUUUAAAUGCGCUGUCCGCAGUCAAGUCCACCAACAAUUACAAGAUUGAUAAAUCUCACACAUUCAAGGUUAAUCUUUUUACUGACUUCAAAAAGUUUGAGGAUAUUCCUGAGGAUUGGGAACCGCCAAAGGCGCAGCCUUUUAAGUCUGCUAGCGACUUGCAUUAUCAUCUGCUGGAGCCAGAUGCUUAUGAUCAAUUUUGUGUUCUUUGUGGCAAUGGAGCAGGGGUGUCAGUGCAAAUUUGGCAAAACUCAGCACCAGAGCCGACUCUUCUCGAAGAACGUAAUCGCUGGACAGAAACGUACGUGAAAUGGUCACCGCUAGGUACGUAUCUGUCCACAUUCCACAAGCUGGGAGUUGCGCUGUGGGGUGGCCCUCAGUUCACCCAGCAAGCUCGAUUCAGUCAGCGUGGUGUCGAGUGCAUUGACUUCUCACCCUGCGAGCGUUACCUGGUCACCUACACUCCGCGCACAGAUCUCGGACAGGAUCAGAAGCGUCUCGUGAUCUGGGAUAUUCUAUCUAAUCAGGAAAAACGAUCAUUUUUCCCUGAUGGAUCUUCCGUCUGGCCGAUUUUUCGCUGGUCGCAUGACGAUAAAUAUCUAGCGCGUAUGGGAGAGGAUGUUCUCAGUGUCUACGAGACUCCGUCGUUCGGUUUGUUAGACAAGAAGAGCAUCAAAAUCCCAGGAAUCAGAGAUUUUAGCUGGUCCCCGACAGAUAACGUUCUUGCUUACUGGGUGCCAGAAGACAAAGAUGUCCCCGCGAGAGUAACUUUGCUCGAAAUUCCAAACCGCAAUGAAACAAGAAAUAAAAAUUUAUUCAACGUGGCUGAUUGUAAAAUCUUCUGGCAAAAAUCUGGUGACUAUCUGUGCGUGAAAGUCGAUCGCUUUGCCAAACGUAAAGAGAAGACUGAACAGAAAUACACAGGCAUGUCGUACAACUUUGAAAUCUUCCACAUGAGGGAGAAACAAAUUCCCGUGGACAGUGUGGAGAUAAAAGAGCCGAUUCACGCUUUCGCAUGGGAGCCAGUUGGCAGCAAAUUCGCCAUCAUUCACGGCGAGAUACCCACCGUGAAUGUCAGCUUCUACGAAGUGCGAUACGGCCAUCAGCCCGCUCUUCUCAAAAGGUUAGAAAAGAAGGCUUGCAAUCACCUGUUUUGGUCACCGUCGGGUCAAUUCAUCGUCCUCGCUGGCCUGACAACAAUGGCUGGUGCUCUGGAGUUCAUCGACACAAACGAUUUCACCAUUAUGAACUCCACUGAUCAUUAUCAAACCUCGGACGUGGAAUGGGAUCCGACUGGCAGAUAUGUCGUCACGGCAGUGUCCAGCUGGAAGACUAGCGUUGACAAUGGUUACUGGAUAUGGACGUUCCAGGGCCGUAUUCUAAAGAGAGUCAACCUGAACGCGUUUAAUCAACUGUUGUGGCGACCGCGGCCUCCGACUCUGCUCACCGCGGAGCAGAUUAAGGAAAUAAAGAAGAAUUUGAAGAAGUACUCGGCGCAGUUCGAGAGCAAAGACCGCAUGCGACUGACGCGUGCUUCAAAGGAAUUAAUCGAGAAACGUUGCUUGCUGAUGAAAGCAUUCGAAGAAUACCGCACGAAACGUGUCGAGGAAUGGAACAAUCAAAAGAAACGUCGUCUCGAGUUGCGUUGCAAUAUUGAUACCGAUGAGUUAGACUCAGAUUCAAAGAACGUGGAGGAAGAAGUUGUUGAAUUUUUCGUCAAAGAGGAAACAUUCGUGAUUGACGAUAAAUAAAUUCUCUUCCUCGCACAGUUCUCAAUCGCCGCGCUGGUUGCCGGUCUUGGAAAUCUCUAAGUGUGUGAAACAGCGGUCUGCAGUGUCGCGAUAUCUCGUCAUCGCAGCGAUUGUGAAUAUCGCUGCGAUUUGUUCUUAAUCCGUAAAUCAUGAGUGGCAACAGACAAUCAAUCUUUUACUAUUGUUAUUGCUACAACUAUUAUUAUUACUGCUAUCGAUACUACAGUUGUUGCCACUUGGCUUCGAUUAAAACAAUUUUUACGUGUUCGAUGCCAUACAAGAAGCGCCGGUAUCAUAGCAGUAUUGAAUUCUACCACAUACCCUACAGGAUAGCACACAAGAAAUUAAUCGCGUCACCGAUUUCACAACUUCUACCGGCAAGCUUACAAAAUAAAAUGCUAAUUUAUUACUUA